Molecule: messenger RNA, 225 nt
Organism: Sphenostylis stenocarpa
Lineage: Eukaryota; Viridiplantae; Streptophyta; Magnoliopsida; Fabales; Fabaceae
Source: the annotation of a GenBank genome assembly
AUGCGAGGAGUCAUUAAUGCAAAGCAAGUUUUGAGCUGUCCCUGUCACUGGGAAGGACCUCUCCCAUUAACUACUCUCAGGUUGAGUUUCACACGUCAAAGGAAUCGAAUGCUUCACAGCUGGCACAGACUCGCGAGUGAGUUAUUUAAGCUUCAGUCAAAUGGAGAUAUUCCCCCCACGUGCAGUGGCCAAUUGUUCAAGGCUAUACUUCAUCUGUUCAUGUGA